AUGGUUAGAAAACUGAAGCAUCAUGAACAGAAGUUACUAAGAAAGGUUGAUUUCCUUGAUUGGAAACAAGACCAGGGCCAUAGAGAUACCCAGGUGAUGAGAACAUAUCACAUCCAGAACAGAGAAGAUUAUCAUAAAUACAACAGAAUAUGUGGUGAUAUACGUCGUUUGGCUCACAAGUUAUCGCUACUACCACCAACAGAUCCAUUUAGAAGUAAGCAUGAACAACUACUAUUGGAAAAGUUAUAUAAUAUGGGCAUAUUAUCUACCAAAUCGAAGAUAUCCGAUCUAGAGAAUAAAGUCACUGUCAGUGCAAUUUGUAGGAGAAGAUUACCCGUUAUUUUACAUAGACUGAAAAUGGCUGAAACUAUUCAAGAUGCUGUCAAAUUCAUCGAACAAGGGCAUGUACGUGUAGGACCAAAUUUGAUAAAUGAUCCUGCCUAUCUUGUGACUAGAAACAUGGAAGAUUAUGUUACAUGGACCGAUAACUCUAAGAUUAAGAAAACUCUGUUGAGAUACAGGAACCAAAUUGAUGAUUUUGACUUCGCAUAA
Molecule: messenger RNA, 552 nt
Organism: Naumovozyma dairenensis CBS 421
Lineage: Eukaryota; Fungi; Ascomycota; Saccharomycetes; Saccharomycetales; Saccharomycetaceae
Gene: IMP3
Product: snoRNA-binding rRNA-processing protein IMP3
Exons: 1
Coding region: 1-552 (183 amino acids)
Biological process (GO): rRNA processing
Cellular component (GO): small ribosomal subunit; small-subunit processome; Mpp10 complex
Molecular function (GO): snoRNA binding; structural constituent of ribosome; rRNA binding
Source: RefSeq, a predicted model, not a curated record